AGCCAUGAAACAGAAGAACAUAUCCUUGCACGAGCUUACCGCUCUUCAAGUGAACUUUAGUGGCGAACGAGCGCGGCAUCCAAUUGCCCGUACCUCAAAGAAGAUAUCCGGAAACCCUGAUCACCUCGGCAAUAUAAUCAACACUCGACCGUUCGUCAACUCAAGAAAGAGGAGCAGAAAUCAAAUGGAAGGUUCUGCUUCCGCCAGUGAGUCGAUUCAGGCUGAGUCCGAGCAUGAGGAAACAAGCCGACGCAAGAAGCGACGGGGGGACAGGUACUUUCCGGAGGUAUUGCCUUAUUUACAUCCUCCCGCGGCCUCAGACAAUACCAGAGAAGGUCACUUCGCGAGUUACUCUGGCGAUAGUCUACCCUCGUCUGAUCUUCUUAAGACCAUCCAUCACUUUGCUAGCAACUACUAUGCUCAACGUGGACUAUUAAAAGGCGCCUCACGUACGAAAAGGGCAGGAUCCUCCCCAAAUGGCAAGCAGGCUGACAGCGAAUUACCAUCUGAUUCUUCUAGAGACUUCAGCAGCCAAGAAGAGAGAACUGAAGAAGACGAGGAAUCCUUAUCAUCCUCAUUGAACAAAGGAAAGGAGAAAGAGGUGAAAAGUCGAGAGAAAGGGAAGGAUUUGCAGAGAUUUACCCAUAUGGAGAGUCUUGGAGUUCUUCCACUUGAUAUCUCGUCUCGCAAUCAAGAGCCUUUCUCGAACAAAGUCAAAGACAUGUAUCGGGCGUUCGAUGGUUCGGCAUUGCUACUCAUCGGUGCGUCUUUUAUCACUUCCAUUGAACAGGAACGAGAACGAAGGCAUCGUGCCGGACCUAAAGAACGACAGAAGGACCAAGAGGCUAUCGCAAGAAGUAUUCAUUCGUCCUCAAGUUCAGAGACCUCUACGACAUCGAGUCAAGGGGGAAGCAGUAGCGAGGAGAUAAUCGAAGGACAAGGCAAUAGUCAAGAGCCUAUGGAUAGCAUGAGGGAAGACGAGAGAGAAAAGAGUUCUGAGUCUGGCUCAAGGUCACGGGAGGAAACUAGUCAUGACGAAACGACUAAUAGCGACACAGAGACAGAGGGAUCAACGAAUUCCACAGACACAUCAUCCUCGUAG
Molecule: messenger RNA, 1102 nt
Organism: Acaulospora colombiana
Lineage: Eukaryota; Fungi; Glomeromycota; Glomeromycetes; Diversisporales; Acaulosporaceae
Source: the annotation of a GenBank genome assembly